Glarea lozoyensis ATCC 20868 is the source of this 1248-nucleotide messenger RNA. RefSeq lists its product as uncharacterized. The transcript is spliced from 2 exons. Gene Ontology annotation, biological process: transcription elongation by RNA polymerase II; positive regulation of transcription elongation by RNA polymerase II. Gene Ontology annotation, molecular function: RNA polymerase II complex binding. The record is from RefSeq and is a predicted model, not a curated record. NCBI's taxonomy places the organism in Eukaryota, Fungi, Ascomycota, Leotiomycetes, Helotiales, Helotiaceae. The coding region runs from base 1 to 1248 and encodes 415 amino acids. Gene Ontology annotation, cellular component: Cdc73/Paf1 complex.
AUGAAUUCUUCGCAAGAUCCGUUAGUCCUACUCAGGCAAGCAAUCUCUUCAGAUAGCCCCUGUAUACCCACAGCUAGCGCCGACGCGAUAACCAAUUCGAGCCUCGCAACAGCCGCAUUCCUUCACUUUACGUCGCCAGUCCAGCUGUCACUUCCACUUUCUACACCGACGCGUUUUAUAUCGAAAGGCAAACCUGUGAAUCUUCGGAGUAUAUACUUUGCUUGGUUAAAGAAGGAUACCACUCCUUCGGAAUACAAUGCUGGGGUACAAGCCUUGAAUGCGGAGUUGACUGAGGCUGGGAGUACGAGCGAACUGGUGGAGGGGCUGUCAUAUGUUGAACGUAUCGAUUUGACGACCUAUCUGGAAGGUGGAACAGAAGAGAGCGAGUAUAUCAAGGCCUUGCCGGCCGAUACUUCAGCUGCUCUAGCUUCGGCGCAAGUCGCGUCUGGCGCAGCAGGCGGAAUUGCGCCUGUUACAAGUGGUCUCGCAGGACGACAGGGAAAAGACAUUGACCCGAGACUCCAAGAGAUAUACAAUGGAGAGAGGCGGAUGGGUGACCGCAAUAGUGUUCUGCGUGGGAUCAAGCCAACCGAUUUCUCUCAUGUCCGAAAGAUGGCGGCACCUUUCACUGCCCGAAAAGCCGCACAAGCUGCUCAAGCUGCGAAAAAUACAACGCUAGCUCAGCAUCCAAAAGCGCCAGUUAGACGACCCGACCCUAUUAUCCUUCUUUCGCCGUCAGCCUCGUCCCUUCUCCGUAUGUCGAAUAUCAAGUCGUUUAUGGAAAAUGGGGUCUAUAUUCCACCUGAAUCGUCUAGCGCCACGUCAAGUUCUUCCGCCUCUAUUCUGCACAUCACUCGCCUCCUCCCUGGCAUUGAUCCUGCUCGUCCCAUGCGCUUCAUUAUUGUAGAUACCCCUGAGCAAUUCAAGCCUGAAUACUGGUCUAGGGUGGUUGCCGUUUUCACGACUGGUCAGGUUUGGCAAUUCAAGAGCUACAAGUGGCAGGAGCCCACCGAGUUAUUCAGACAUACAUUGGGCGUCUACCUAGGAUGGAGAGGCGACCAGCUGCCGCCUACGGUCAAAGGAUGGGGUCGUGGUGUUUUAGCAGCGCAGGUUGAAAAAUGGAGUCAAGGAGCCAGUCAUGCGAGCCGAUGGCGAGAUCGCGAAAUUGUGGAAGGCAUUUGGAAAUCUAUUGAAGAAAAUAUGAGGAGCAAGGGGUGGCGGAGAGAUUCUGGUCCUAUGGUUGUCUAA